Molecule: messenger RNA, 765 nt
Organism: Entrophospora sp. SA101
Lineage: Eukaryota; Fungi; Glomeromycota; Glomeromycetes; Entrophosporales; Entrophosporaceae
Source: the annotation of a GenBank genome assembly
AUGGAACAGGAAAGACAACUUGAUUCGAAAAACCAUAUUGAAUCUCCAAGAGCCAAAGAUGCAAAGGCAUUUGUAACCAAUUUGACAAGACACCUAGAUUGUAAGUUAUAUCCGUUGAAGCUUCGAGAUAUUAUCAUGCAGUGGAUUACUAAUGCAAUAAGAAAAGGCUUCACUUGGCAUGCAGAGCAAGAGGAACAUCCAGAAUAUCCUACUUGGAAUCUUUUGAAAGAGCACCUUAUCAACACUGCCUUUUGCUACAGACGAGAAUAUAAACGCCCAAUGGUUUUGGUUCUUGAUCAAACUCGUUCUGCCUGGUCGCGAGCAAUUAUUCCCUUAGAAGUUGGUGAUAUCUCAGAUGAAGAAGCCGUAAAAUUACUUAAAGAUUCUGGUACUGACCAAAAAACUGCUGAAGAUGCAGUGAAAUACCUGACCGGUGGACGGUUUGCUUUAUUGACUCAGUUCCAAUCAUUGAGUCGAUAUCCUAAAAUUUUGUUUGAAGAAUUCAAGGAGCAACUGUUCACGCAGGUUAAGAGAGAUUUGGAUAUGGUGGAACUUCCUGAAAACCAUGAAUUUUUCAUAAAGCUUAUCGAAAUACAUCGUAUUGGCAUUCAGCAAGCUAAAACAAUUAUACCUCUCAACAUGCUUCGCAAACUUGUCAAGGCUAACAUUCUCAAAGAACAUCAGGACUACACAGUGUCCUUUCAUUCACAUUAUAUCGAUACCUACUUUAAAGAGGUAAUUCUUGCUGAUAAAAUUGCGAUUUGA